Molecule: messenger RNA, 960 nt
Organism: Talaromyces atroroseus
Lineage: Eukaryota; Fungi; Ascomycota; Eurotiomycetes; Eurotiales; Trichocomaceae
Exons: 4
Coding region: 1-960 (319 amino acids)
Source: RefSeq, a predicted model, not a curated record
AUGGCAGCAGUCGUAUUCGAGGACCUCUCCGGCACUGCCACCACGCCGAACUCGCAAAGCGCCAAUCCAUACCAGCCUCUCAUAGAGAACGCAAACAAUGACCCACUCCAAAUCCAAUCCCGCUACUCAACACACCGCACAACCAGAAAUGAAGUGCAAAGGUCCAUAAUCCUAGACCCAUCUUUCUCAGCAUGGACUCUUGACCCUAUUCUCGCAAAACUAGAUGGUCCUAAUAAAGACCCAGGCUUCGUCGAUGAUAGAUUUUGUCUUGUCUUUUGGGGCCGGCCGCCGCGGCAUAUUCGCGACAUGAUUGAUAACAUACAGCAGGAACUGCGCAGUGUUGUGCCUGACAUGUGGUUCAUGCCCCUCGAAAACCUACACAUUACCGUCCUGGAACUAAUCUUCUCCGUCUCGGAGUCCGAAGUCGAGCGUAUAGUGGAAACAUUACUGCAAAAUGGCACGGCAGAAAAAAUUGCGAACACGACUUUCGAUCUGCCGCAGUGUCAACGACCGCGUCUAGUCCGGCCGAUGAUAAGUUUUGAUGCUGCUGCUAUGGCGCUUAGUUUUGUGCCUGCUGCUGGAGAGAACCAACAACAAAACGCAGAGGAAGAACUAGAGGAAGGUAGUAGUAGGGGCAAAUUUACGUAUCAUCACCUGCGCAAAGACAUCUAUGACAAAGUUGUUGCGGCAGGCAUCAAGCCUGCUUCGAGGUAUGCCGUUCCAUCGGCGCAUCUUACGAUAGCCCGGUUUAUCAAUCAGAAUGGGUUCCUUUGUGAUGAUGGAGUGACCUUCGAUCAUGCCAAAGUCAAGCGUGUGAUUGAUAAGAUAGAGGAGCUGAAUGAUAGGUUACAAGCACAAUAUUGGCCAAAAACUGACGCUGCUGGUGGUAUACCGCAUGGAGGUGACUGGACAAUAGGUCAAGAGAAAGGUCUUGACUUUCAUACGAACCAACUUGUGUAG